Molecule: messenger RNA, 1743 nt
Organism: Fusarium coffeatum
Lineage: Eukaryota; Fungi; Ascomycota; Sordariomycetes; Hypocreales; Nectriaceae
Exons: 3
Coding region: 1-1743 (580 amino acids)
Biological process (GO): polyamine biosynthetic process
Source: RefSeq, a predicted model, not a curated record
AUGGCUUCCAAAAAAGAUGGCCAACAGGCCAAGGCGACUGGCGCGCCCGAAGGCUUCACUCCUGAGCGCUUCGAGAAAGAACUCAAGGAGCUUGCGACAAAGGCCAAGGAGGAUACUUUUGCGAAGCGUGCUACCGGACAGGCUCUUGUCUACCUCAAGACAUUGGUGCUCCUGGGAUUGUUGGGCGUCGCUUCGAGCGCGUCGCAGCUAAACCUGUCCCCUAUCUAUGGCUCCAUUCCCGCUGCCGCCACGCACGCGACUGCUCUCAAGGUCGCAUGCUUCAUCGGCUGGGCUGCCAACUUGAUUCUUCGCAUGUUUAUUCCUAUGUCUACCAUGCAACUUCUCCCGGUGAUCGCGCUCAACAUCCCGGCGAUUCAGUUCCUUAUGGGCUGCUUCACUGAUCGUCUUGGCAACUGGUGGGGCCCUCUUCUUAUUGAGGGCUGCACUCUGUUUCCUCUGGCUGUCUUCUCCGCAGCUUCCGUCGCGGAUGUUCUCGAGGAUGCGGACUUGAGUGCUCUUCCCAAGUUCUUUGCUGAUGCGGCACCUGGCAUUGUCUCUUGGGCCCUGUUCAGACUGGCUGAGAACCGGUCAAUGGAGACGCUUCAGGGCGUUAUUGGAAGCACCUUCGUGUUCACCCGAAUUGGCCUAGAACUUGUUGUAGGGGCUAUCUAUGCUAUCAUGGCACCUUCCAAGUAUCUUGUUCUUGCUAUUCCCGCACUGUUGCAUACUGCUGUUCUGAACACACAUGUUAUGACACCCAUGGCUAUGGAAUCUCUUAACAGCACCCUUUUGGCUCAAAACUGGACUCUCCUGGACCGCCGCGAGUCUUUGACUGGCUACGUCUCAGUCAUUGAGAGCCUCGAAAUGGGUUACCGUCUGAUGCGAUGUGAUCACAGUCUUCUUGGAGGUCAGUGGGUUCGUGUUCAGGGCCGAAAGGUGUCUGAGCCUAUCUACGGUGUUUUUGUCAUGCUCGAGGCUGUCCGUCUUGUUGAGCGGGAGACUCCUCUGGAGGACAAGGAAGCUAGUGCGCUUAACAUUGGUCUUGGUAUUGGAACUACACCUUCUGCUUUCGUCAAGCAUGGCAUUGAUACUACUAUUGUUGAGAUUGACCCUGCAGUUCACGAGUUUGCUCAAAAGUACUUUGACCUCCGCGAGAACAACCCUGCUGCUGUCCAUGACGCCGUCUCGUACACUGCUGAUCUGGUCAAGCAAUCCAAGACCUAUGACUACAUCGUCCACGAUGUGUUCACUGGUGGUGCUGAGCCUGUCGACCUCUUUACUCUCGAGUUCCUGCAGGGCCUGGGCGACUUGCUGAACCCUGAUGGUGUCAUUGCCAUUAACUACGCUGGUGACUUUGGUCUUCCCACCCCCGCGCUUGUCUACCGCACCAUCAAGAAGGUCUUCCCCUCAUGCAGAACCUUCCGCGAGACCCCUCGCGAUGAUAAGAAUGUUGAGAAGUGGGGAAGCGACUUCACCAACAUGGUCAUCUUCUGCCGCAAGACUCCUGGAGAUAUCAAGUUCCGUCGUCCCACCAACGGUGACUUCCUCAACAGCCAGGUCCGCCGAAACGUGCUCAUGCCCAGGUACGAGAUCCAGGAGCAGGUCUUCCUUGACGAUGAAGGCACGGAUGUCCUCACCAAGAACGAGACGAGCAAGAUUACCAAGUGGCACCAGUCUAGCGCUGCUGGACACUGGACUAUCAUGCGCGAGGUUCUGCCCGGUAAGAUCUGGGAGCAGUGGUAA